Molecule: messenger RNA, 4057 nt
Organism: Chelmon rostratus (copperband butterflyfish)
Lineage: Eukaryota; Metazoa; Chordata; Actinopteri; Chaetodontiformes; Chaetodontidae
Gene: sephs1
Product: selenophosphate synthetase 1
Exons: 10
Coding region: 1332-2510 (392 amino acids)
Biological process (GO): L-selenocysteine biosynthetic process
Cellular component (GO): cytoplasm
Molecular function (GO): ATP binding; selenide, water dikinase activity
Source: RefSeq, a predicted model, not a curated record
AAACUGGUCAGAGCAAUUAAAGGGGAAAUGUUGCAAGAAUAUAACUCCGCUUUGGUCCUAAAAUCGCAUCUUUGGCAAUUGUAAACACUUCUUUUGUACCAUAUCAUCAUAAACUUUACACAAGUAGCGUGUUUAGUGCUGUUUUAUUGAUACGAAGUCUGAUGUUGCACACAUCGCAUGGCGUGGGACAGGAAAGGGUUAAUUUUUUCCGCCGCCGACAUUUUUGUUCGGCGCUCUACGGCAACUUUUCAACUUACAUGUGCAACGAGCUGGCGCUAACUUUAAUAACUAUGUAUCACAUUUAGGCUGUGUCCUGCAUGGCCCGUGUUUCUAAAUGUAUCACAGCUUGCAAACUCGGACACUCUUUGUUGCACAGAGGUGCUCAUGCUCAUCACUCCAUGCAUGGAUCAGCGUUUGCAAGCAGGGGCUAACGUUAGCACGGGAACAAAAACUGCAUUUCCAGAAAAAUAAAUCCUAUCGUGAAAGUUGUAGCUAUCACUAGCACCACAUUUGUGUAAGAGUUGAGCGCCCAGUUGUUCAUAAUGGGGUGUGUAUUACACCGAGUAGACGAGUUUCCCCUUAGUAAGCACUAAUAUUGUUAGCCAGUGCCUGAGGGUUGAAUGAACUUAGCAGCGUUUUGUGUCUUGAACACUCCCACAGCGCACUGACCGAGGCCCCUUUAGCAAGUUGCAGUAGUUCAAACAACAGAUUGGGGUCAUACGCAGCCAAUAACUGGGCUGACUUCUGUAACAGGUGGCCAGAAGUUCAUGUUAUCGUGGGUCAUUCAUUUGUUACUUUUGUUGAAAUUACAAAUAUAAGAGUCUACCAGCAUAUUUUAAAAUGUAAUGUUGCCAGCGGGGAUGUGAGUGGCACAGACAGAUGUUUUUGAGUCCUUGAUGCGAUGCAAUUCUUAAUGAAAUUGACAAUGUAUUAAAUUUUAUGCAUGACAACGAAAUCACACCUGGGUUUAUUGUUUUGUUCUCAAUUUAUUUAUGCAAUAUCAAUGUAAUUUUAACUCGGCCAUACAUCUGGAUAAUGUAACACAGUCCAAUCCAAUAGAGCUACAAAAACACUACACCUGUGAAUUGUUAAUUUAAUGUUGAGGCAGUGUCAGAGGGGUGCUGAUGUAAGUGAUGUAAAUGUUUGUACCAAAGUCAGCUAACUUUUAAUGUUAGCUGGCUUUGGUACCUGUAAUUACCUGUAAUAUUUUGUUUGCAAAUCAUUGAUACUUACUAUUAAUAAAUGUUGAUUCAACUCUGUAGUUAUUUCUGUCACAGGGACAAAAGAUGACAAGAGCUGAAACGUGGUGAAGACCCAGACUUUUUUCAGACAUGUCCGUGAGGGAGUCCUUUAACCCUGAAAGCUAUGAGCUGGACAAGAACUUCCGGCUCACACGCUUCGCUGAGCUCAAGGGCACAGGCUGCAAGGUGCCCCAAGAUGUGUUACAGAAGCUGCUAGAAACCCUACAGGAGAACCACUAUCAAGAAGAUGAGCAGUUCCUGGGGGCAGUUAUGCCUCGAUUAGGCAUAGGCAUGGACACCUGUGUGAUCCCUCUCAGACAUGGAGGCCUUUCUCUGGUCCAGACGACAGAUUACAUCUACCCCAUCGUGGAUGACCCCUACAUGAUGGGAAGAAUUGCUUGUGCCAAUGUUCUAAGUGACCUGUACGCCAUGGGAGUGACAGAGUGUGACAAUAUGUUGAUGCUUCUGGGAGUCAGCAACAAAAUGUCAGAGAAGGAGAGAGACAAAGUCAUGCCACUGAUCAUCCAGGGAUUCAAGGAUGCAUCGGAGGAGGCAGGCACAUCUGUAACAGGCGGACAGACGGUACUCAACCCCUGGGUGGUGAUGGGAGGAGUUGCUACAACAGUCUGCCAGCCCAACGAAUUUAUCAUGCCAGAUAAUGCAGUGCCAGGAGAUGUGUUGGUGCUGACCAAGCCACUUGGAACACAAGUGGCCGUUGCAGUACACCAGUGGCUAGAUAUUCCUGAGAAGUGGAACAAGAUCAAGUUGGUGGUUACCCGGGAAGAUGUAGAGCUGGCAUACCAUGAAGCCAUGAUGAACAUGGCUCGGCUCAACAGGACAGCGGCUGGUCUCAUGCACACCUUCAAUGCUCACGCAGCCACCGACAUCACAGGGUUCGGCAUCCUCGGCCACGCUCAGACGUUGGCACGGCAACAGCGAAGCGAGGUGUCAUUUGUCAUCCACAACCUCCCAGUGCUCGGCAAGAUGGCCUCGGUGUCCAAGGCCUGUGGGAACAUGUUUGGGCUCAUGCAUGGCACCUGCCCUGAAACAUCAGGAGGCCUGCUUAUCUGUCUGCCCCGGGAGCAGGCCGCCCGCUUCUGUGCCGAGAUCAAAUCCCCAAAAUACGGCGAGGGCCACCAAGCGUGGAUCAUCGGGAUUGUAGAGAAAGGAAACCGCACGGCUCGCAUCAUUGACAAACCGCGGAUCAUAGAGGUGGCGCCACAAGCGGCCACGCAGAAUGUCAACCCAACUCCUGGUGCAACUUCUUAAUCCUCCUUUGCUGCAUCAUCGACCGGAACCCAAGAGCUCUGCUGAGUGAUUUUAGACACAUAAACUACAAAACCAUCCUAGAGUGUUGAAAUAUAUACACAAAAUAGUAUGUACACAGAAAAGACUGGGUUGGCGUGUAUCUACAUGAAAAACAGCCCCACUCAGUGGCCCAAGGGGGCAUGUCAUCACCCAGUGGACUCAACCUGCAGUAUCCCCAUGAUAAAAAUGGUAAAGAAAUAGAGCAUACUUAAAAUCCAUUUGCCUUUCGUGUCUGUUGUAUUCCUUUAUGUUAAAUGUGCAUGAUUGGCAGGCAGCUUCUGAUAAGAGGAUGAUGGUGGUGAUGAUGACAAUAAUCAGAUACUGUUGAUUCAUUUUGAAUCUUUGAAAGUCUGGUGUCUGUUGCCUACUUGGGUCUUUUAAAGUUGCUCUCAUCAAGCAAGUGGACCGCGUGAUGGUGCUUUUGUUUGUCCGUUCACUUUGUACAGUUAUAAAGCCUAGUUUUAGUUCAUUGCUGUAACUGAUGCCUUGAAAGAGUGUGACCAGAAAGGUUUGUUUUUUAUUACUUUGACUUUUUGUAUCGUCCCCACCCAAACUAAUAAAUAUUCAAAUAGAAGAUGGAUUGUUUUUGCCCGCUAUCUGGGAGUUGCACACAUGUGAAUGGACUAAAUCAAAUGUGAUCUACUUGCAGGUAGACAUUUACAAUAUCAACUGAUGCCACUCCAUUGUGGAUUAAGUCAUAGAUGUAAAGAAAUCUGCAUACCCCUCCGGAGAUGAACCUUCUACCUUCUGCAUUCCCCACAUGUGAUCAUGUUUAGGGAAAUUCAGUGUAUAGAGUUUGCACUGUAUGAUCCUGGAAUUGUCCAUCAAUAAAAAGCAGUCUGGGUUGCUAACAGCAAGCACUCUAAUCAGCGAGCUGGUUGCCUUGAUCUGGUGCAUUUAUUUUUGCUGUCUUAAUGUUGCCAGAAGAUGUGCCGAGAGCAGCCUGACUCAGUUAUAAAGUUUACAGCUGAACUGAGUCCAGAUCAUCGUUUAUCCUAAUAUCCUGAAUGAAAGUCUUGAACAUUUGGAAAAUGCUUCAUUGUGACCAUUAUGUUUUGAAGGUUAAGCAUAUGUUUGAAUUUGAAUAUACUCCUUUUCAGCACCGUGUGGUGUUUCAUCUACAUGAUCACUCAUGUGAAACCAAAACAUUUUUAAUAUUUGAAAUGAAACAAUUCUGUCAUCAUAUUUGCUGUCUUCUACUGUUGUAAUUUGCCGUCAUUGAAUAAUCAUGACCAAAACACACAAAGCUUAUUAUUACAGCUGGUAAAAAAUGAUAAUAUACACUGAUUGCUGUGGUGACAAAGGAAUUCUGGAAAAUUAAUUUUUUACAAACGCAUUCAUAGUAACGACUUAGAUGUGAUGAUAAAGGCUUUGAGAGUCUGGAAAUGUUUUGCUUAGGUACCUUAAAAGUGCUUGAAGUUUACCCUUAAAAAGCUAUACGAGCCCUGCAAACGGAUAUCAGGAACAAGACCUCCACCCCACCUCUUAAAAUAAACUGCUCUUAAUAA